This is a messenger RNA of Exophiala mesophila, 1455 nucleotides long. RefSeq lists its product as uncharacterized. Bases 131 to 511 code for a protein of 126 amino acids. Gene Ontology annotation, cellular component: transcription elongation factor complex. Lineage: Eukaryota; Fungi; Ascomycota; Eurotiomycetes; Chaetothyriales; Herpotrichiellaceae. The record is from RefSeq and is a predicted model, not a curated record. The transcript is spliced from 3 exons. Gene Ontology annotation, biological process: transcription elongation by RNA polymerase II. Gene Ontology annotation, molecular function: RNA polymerase II complex binding.
UUUCAUUCAUCCCAUCCUAUCCCAUCACGAUCCUCAGUUCUUGAGCCUGUUCAACGCAUCUUGGGUUUCAUUUGGAACUUCAAUUCUUUGUCUAUAUCCCAUUAGAAACCGUCCAACCUACACUGCAAUCAUGGGCAAGAGGAAAAGCAAGGCGACCAAACCGGCUGGACCCAAAAAGCGAGAACCUCUGGCGGUCAACUUCACAUGCCUGUUCUGUAACCACGAAAAGGCCAUCCAAGUCAAACUCGAUAAGAAAGCCGGCGUUGGCAAUCUCCAUUGCAAAGUAUGUGGUCAAAGAUUCCAGACAGGCAUCAACUACUUGUCUGCCGCCGUGGAUGUCUAUUCGGACUGGAUCGACGCGUGUGAAAACGUGGCGCAAGAGGCAGCGGCCCAAGAAGCAGAAGAUGACAGAAAAUUCAGUGAUUAUGCUACAGCAAGGACAAGUCGACCUGCCGCGGCGGGAGGUGGCGAAGAAGGAGACGAAGAUGGCGCAUACGAUGAAGACUAUUGACAGGCGGCAAUAAUGGUGGUUUGCAGUCUCCCACGAUUCUGAAUGCGCCCUACCAAUAUACAUUCAUGAAUGAUGAGCCUGCACUCUCAUGGCCAUCAAGCCCCCUUGAGAUAUACAGGGUUGGGCAGUUCCGAUCCAUUCACGGAGUCUUCUUCUGCCAUCUCACACGCCUGCACGACGAAGUUUACACCCAACCAUGAGGCAGCCAUGAGGCCACGCCAAAUUGGACCCCUGGCGCGAAAAAAUCUUACCAAUCCUGUGUGAGAAGAGACGCUUCGUUAUGCCCACAGGAUGAACCUGAUUGUCGGCUUUGGCACAAAGUCCAUCCUACCUUUGCAAACGCGGAAUUGAAAUCAGAGUCGACGAUGGGAAGACUUGCGCCCCUUAGCUCACUAGCGUGGAGUUGCCCAUGUUUUCCUGCGACCUACGCCUUGAAGUCCUUUGCCGAUGCAACUUCUUGGAGGCACACAGGGAAGGGUGUACGAUGAUUCUUCCUACGGGCUCCGGGAUUUGGUGAAAAGAAUUGAAACGGCAUGCAGGUAAAACAUUCCACGCGAAUUCCGAGUUAAAAGAUUUUGGGACAGUCAACACAUACCUGUCAUCAUGACAGAAGUGUCAAGGACUCCCGUUGAGGAGGACAUGCUUGGAAAUCACAUGCCCGAAAAUCGUCCACGACUGCUUCGUUUGGGCGCCAUGUGCCAGGAUGUGAUGUCUCGAUUUGAAGGCCAAUUUCUCUGUUACGACACAGAAGUAGACUCUUCAUGCUAGAAGGCUAUUACUGUGGAAACGCACGGCGAGAAAACGGAGAUGAAAGCAUGUGGAUACAUACAAUAGCUACAAGGCUCACUAUUUAAAACCACGAUUCAUGCCGCAGGAGCCCUCAAUAAGACCCUGAAUUCAAUAUGUCUACACUAGAGUCUAGAUGCCUUCAGGUUCAAACAAAG